Lobosporangium transversale is the source of this 1548-nucleotide messenger RNA. RefSeq lists its product as hypothetical. The transcript has 7 exons. Gene Ontology annotation, biological process: endocytosis; intra-Golgi vesicle-mediated transport; endoplasmic reticulum to Golgi vesicle-mediated transport. Gene Ontology annotation, cellular component: Golgi apparatus. Gene Ontology annotation, molecular function: GTPase activator activity. NCBI's taxonomy places the organism in Eukaryota, Fungi, Mortierellomycota, Mortierellomycetes, Mortierellales, Mortierellaceae. The record is from RefSeq and is a predicted model, not a curated record. The coding region runs from base 72 to 1481 and encodes 469 amino acids.
UAUUGAUUCAAUAAACUUCAAUUCAAAAAAACUCAUCUUGCUUCACUCCACUCCAUCAUCUCAUCUACACAAUGUCCACACGACAAUCCCGCACCGCAGACAAAUCUACCAAUGAUAAACAUACACGCAUCCUCAAGAAGCUUUUGCAAAAGCCCGAAAACAAGUUUUGUGUGGAUUGUCGCAAGAAAGAUCCUCGAUGGGCUAGCUUCAAUCUUGGAUGCUUCAUGUGCAUUCGCUGCUCUGGCGUCCAUCGUUCAAUGGGAACUCAUAUCACUAAAGUCAAAUCCGUGGAUCUGGACAGCUGGACACCAGAACAGGUGGAGAAUAUGAUCAAGUGGGGCAAUGAAAAAGCCAAUAUGUACUGGGAAGCUCGCCUUCCAGCAAACAGCAUUCCAAAUGAAUCCACUUCAGGAAUCGACCCCUGGAUCCGUUCAAAGUACGAACACAAACAAUUUGCGAGGAAGGGAUCUUUCCCUGACCCAUCCGAGCUUGGGCCUAUAGAUGAAGCAAUGCUUAUGGAAUUGUAUGGAAAGUCAGAUAGCCAGUCCCGACCACAGGCACAAAUGAAUAGAUCCAAGGAUACUUCUGGUUCAUUUGCAGGAAAUAUCGCACCCCCACCAGCAAAUCCAACCCGAUCCUCCUUCCCUAAACCUGCAGCUUCACCCGGUCUACAAGGUGCUGAUCUUUUUUCAAUCGGACAGCGGUCUGCAUCGCCAGCCAAACCGGCGCAAGCUUCUGCAGCCCCAGUGGAUUUUUUUGGAUUGAAUGACUCUACACCUGCACAAAGCACUCAAGUUCAGGCACCAAAACUCGUCUCAGGCAGUGCUACUCAGGACUUGUUUUCGAUUACUAGCACAACCAAUCAACCUUCAGCUCCAUCCAGUAAUAACGGACCACAGGCAGCAAAACCUGUUGCUAAUACUGACUGGAAGAACUCGAUCAUGUCUUUAUACGGAAACCAAUCUUCCGCUCCCAAGCCCAACACAGGUGGAUUUAAUAGCGCACCCUUUGGUCAGCUCCAAGGUAUUGAUGCUUUCGGUUUUGGACAACCACAACAACAGCAACAGCAACAGCAACAGCAACAGCAGCAACGACAGCAACAACAGCAACAACAGCAACAACAGCAGCAUAAUCCGUGGGGUAAUGAUGAUGGAUUUGGAGAUAUGCAACAAGCUUCAGCACCUGCGCCUUCAGCGUCAUCUUUUGAUAUAUUUGGUAUGGGCUCUAGCACCAGUAAUGCUAAUAACAAUAAUAUUAAUAACAAUAAUAACUUCUUUGGGGCAAAUAAUAACAAUGGCUUCGGGAAAAGCCUCAAUAAUGGCUUUGGGCCUCAAAAUGGAUCCAAUGGUGGUGGUGGUGGUGUUCCGCAAGGAGGCGAUCUUUUCAGCAUGAUUGCCGAUGCAACAAAAUCACCAGUGGCUAGCCCCCCUCCAAGCAACAACAAGAACAAUAGCGCCUUUGGAGACCUUUCUUGGAACUAAAAAAAAUCUACUACCUCGUACCCAUGGAAGUUUGAUAGAUUAGACUCUUAAUAAAAUUAUAUUAAGG